This is a messenger RNA of Euleptes europaea (tarantolino), 1142 nucleotides long. It is a transcript of the gene DOK4, whose product is annotated as docking protein 4. Gene Ontology annotation, biological process: positive regulation of MAPK cascade; cell surface receptor protein tyrosine kinase signaling pathway. Gene Ontology annotation, cellular component: cytoplasm. The record is from RefSeq and is a predicted model, not a curated record. The transcript has 8 exons. Lineage: Eukaryota; Metazoa; Chordata; Lepidosauria; Squamata; Sphaerodactylidae. Bases 55 to 1071 code for a protein of 338 amino acids.
GAAGAGAGCCUCUGGCUCCGUGGCGGCAGACCCUGGCUGUACUGCGGCUGAGCCAUGGCUACUAAUUUCAACGACAUCGUCAAACAGGGAUAUGUGAAAAUGAAGAGCAGGAAACUGGGGAUUUACCGGCGUUGCUGGCUGGUGUUUCGGAAAUCUUCCAGCAAAGGCCCCCAGCGGCUGGAGAAGUAUCCAGAUGAGAAGUCGGUGUGUUUGCGUGGCUGCCCAAAGGUCACUGAGAUCAGCAAUGUGAAAUGCAUCACGAGGCUACCCAAGGAAACCAAGCGGCAGGCCGUGGCUAUCGUUUUUACUGACGACUCAGCUCGGACGUUCACUUGUGAAUCCGAGCUGGAAGCCGAGGAAUGGUACAAGACCCUGUCCAUCGAGUGCCUGGGGGCCCGGCUGAAUGACAUCAGCCUUGGCGAGCCAGAUCUGUUGGCGCCUGGAGUACAGUGCGAACAGACAGACCGGUUUAACGUCUUCCUGCUGCCGUGCCCAAACCUGGACAUCUACGGCGAAUGCAAGCUGCAGAUCACCCACGAAAACAUUUACCUCUGGGAUAUGCACAACCCUCGCGUCAAGCUUGUCUCCUGGCCCUUGUGUUCGCUGCGCCGCUACGGACGAGACGCUACGCGGUUUACCUUCGAGGCCGGACGGAUGUGCGACGCAGGUGAAGGGCUGUACACCUUCCAGACCCAGGAAGGGGAGCAGAUCUACCAGCGCGUGCACAGCGCCACUUUGGCCAUAGCUGAACAGCACAAGCGGGUUCUGCUGGAGAUGGAGAAGAACGUGCGGCUGUUGAACAAGGGCACGGAACACUACUCCUACCCAUGCACACCUACGACCAUGUUGCCACGCAGUGCCUACUGGCACCACAUCACCGGAUCACAGAACAUUGCGGAAUCCUCCAACUACGGAGAAACCGGUUCUGCUGUCUGGUCCACAGGCAACGCCUACUCGGGGCCCCAAGCCAGCUCAGAGACCGACCUCCUGAACCGAUUCAUCUUACUGAAGCCAAACGUUCCCAAAAGCAGCAAGAACGAGAGCAAAGAAGCCAGUUCUGCUUCACACUGACGUGGCCCUGGAUGGGAGAGGUCAGGAUUUCAGCUCCAUCGAAGAGGGGAGUGGGCCUUGCACCGAAGACU